Vicugna pacos (alpaca) is the source of this 2745-nucleotide messenger RNA. RefSeq names its product pleckstrin homology domain containing N1 (gene PLEKHN1). Gene Ontology annotation, cellular component: cytoskeleton; mitochondrial membrane. Gene Ontology annotation, biological process: response to hypoxia; positive regulation of apoptotic process; 3'-UTR-mediated mRNA destabilization. The record is from RefSeq and is a predicted model, not a curated record. Lineage: Eukaryota; Metazoa; Chordata; Mammalia; Artiodactyla; Camelidae. Gene Ontology annotation, molecular function: phosphatidylserine binding; cardiolipin binding; phosphatidic acid binding.
GGCUCCAGCUGUAGGGAUACUCAGCCUGAUGCAGCUACAAACCAUGCCUUUGAGCCUCUCCUGUACAGACUGGGGGCCCUUCACGGGGCCUUUCCUCUCCCCCCUCCACCGUCCAGGCUGGCUGGCAGAUGUGGAGGACCCUGGGCAGAGAACUGAAAGGCUCAGACUCAGGAAGGGGCUAGAUCCCUCCCAGAAAGGCUCCGCCCUCCCCAGCCCUUGGGUGCAGGGCAAGCCAGCCUGGAGCCCCGCCCCGGGAGGUGGGGCAGGAGACUUGGGACCGAGGGACCCAGACCUGUCGACCUGCCCUACUCAGGCUAGUCACCACUGCUGCCCAUGGGGAACAGCCACUGCAUCCCUCAGGCCCCUAGGAGGCUCCGGGCCUCCUUUUCCAGAAAGCCCUCGCUGAAGAGAAAUAGAGAGGAUGGUGUGCGGAAGCUGGCUGGCCUGUUUGGCACCGAGGCCAGCCCCGACGGGGACACCACCACCGACAAGAUCUUCUGCUACAUCCCUGGGACGAACAUCCCGGGCUUGGAGAGCCAGAGAGAAAACCUGGAACAGCCGUUCCUGAGUGUGUUCAAGGCGGGGCGACGGAGGGCAGCCAUAAGGAGCCUGGGCAAGGUUGUGCACUACGCCAAGGUCCAGCUGCGUUUCCAGCACAGCCAGGACAUCAGCGACUGCUACCUGGAGCUGUUCCCCUCCCACCUCUACUUCCAGGCCCAUGGUUCCGAGGGACUCACUUUCCAGGGGCUGCUACCACUGAUGGAGCUGAGUGUCUGCCCGCUGGAGGGGUCCAGAGAGCAUGCCUUUCAGAUCACAGGCCCCCUGCCUGCCCCCCUUCAUGUGCUCUGCCCCAGCCAGGCCGAGCUGGGCCGCUGGCUCUACCACCUGGAGAAGCAGAUCGCUCUCGUGGGAGGGCUGCCACGCUGCCAGCCAGUGCCACAGGUCAGUGCUGGGAGCCCCACUACCCCUUCCUACCCCACCCUCCUCCACCUGCCCCACACCUCCUUCUGCCAGGGCCCCCCGGAGGACGAGCCCCCCUGGGCUCUGCAGCGCAGGUUGACCCAGCUGCGGGCUGCGUCUGGGCACCAGGCAGCGGGCAGUGCCGUCUGUGCCUCGAGGGUCAAGCUGCAGCAUCUGCCCUCACAAGAGCAGUGGGACCGGCUCCUGGUCCUGUACCCGACCUCCCUGGCCAUUUUCUCUGAGGAAGCAGAUGUGCUUUGCUUUAAGGGGGAGCUCCCGCUCAGUGCCAUCCACGUCAACCUGGAGGAGAGGGGGAAGCAGAUCCGCUCUUUCCUGAUCGAAGGCCGUCUCAUCAACGCCAUCCGUGUGGUCUGCGCCAGCUACGAGGAUUACAGCCGCUGGCUGCUCUGCCUGCAGACGGUCUGCCGCAGGGGUGGGACCGCCCCAGGCCUGCGGGUGCCUGCACAGGUUGUGGGCAGUGACCGAGGCUCACUCUCCUCCGAUGGGCAGGCCAGCUGGGACUCGGGGUGCCUGGCAGCCCCCUCCACUCAUGCCAGCCACGCCCUCCCUGGGUCAGUGCCGUCCACUGAAGGCUGCCCUGCCCAGCCUGCACCGGAGCAAGCCAACUCAGGCUGCACCAGCGCCAGCGGGCAGAGGGCAAAGCUGAGACGGAACAGUGGCAGCCGAUCACCCAGGAGCAAGGCCCGGGGCAAGGGGCCCAGCCCUGCCGUCCCGCUGCAUCUGGACCUGACCAAGCUGAGCCUGGGGGAAAGCCCUGAGGCCCCAGACCACUCUCUGGAGAAACCACACUCCCCCCUCUACGCUGAUCCUUACACACCGCCUGCCACUUCCCACCACAAGAUCACAGACGUCCGGGGCCUAGAUGAGUUCCUCAGUGCGAUGCAGAGCUCACUUGGACCUGAGCCCUCAAGCCCAUUCCUCUCCGUCCCUGUGUCUGUGCCUGUCUUGGACGUCCGCUCGGGAGUCUCUGGCCCCCACUUGCUCUCCGAGAAGGGAGCCCUGCAGUCCCGAGCCUCUCAGCGGCAUCGCAGCUCCAUCAGGGGCCAGGGGUCCCGCCCCCCAGACUCCCCUCAGCUUGUCUCCCCUGCAACGGAAGUUUCACCCGACCCCCUGCCACCUCCCCCAGAUGGUCGUCCCCCCAGGAGCUACGACAGCAUUUGGGACAAGGCUCUGUCCCCUUCCCACCAGCAGUGGUCUCGAGGAGCACCUCAGGCUGGAGAGGGGGUGGUCCAGUGGAUCUGACGGCACCCAGGAGGCUGCUUCUCGGGACCACCUGCCAGCACCGACCCUAGAGGAGGGUCUGCCACAGGGCCGGGGUCUCUCUUUGUGGAGCCACAGGCAUCUAAUACCGAGUCAGGGUCUGACCCCAGCAGGGUAGAGGGAGUCUCCAGGACCCUGAGUGGCCCUGGGCUCUGGAGGGACCAGGAGGGUCUCACCCUGAGGACGCCUUGGCCAAGGUGACUGGAUGUCCAGCGGGGCCGAACCUCGACCUGCCUCCCAGGGAAGGAAGGAGGGAGGGGACUUGGGCUGGGGCUUCUCCUGGGAGAGGGAGGAUGGCACAAGUGUAAAGGUCAGAGGGCUGAGAAAGUCAGGUUAGUGAGGGUCAGAGUAUGUGAGGUCAGAGGGCACAAGUGUCGGAGAUCAGCAAGAUCUGAGACAUUUACAAGCAGAGGAAGGAGGAUCGCCUGGGUGCAUGUGAGUGGGGGUGGGGCUGGUCUGGAGAAACUGGCAAGAGACUAAACAAGAAAGAAAGAGGAGAUUUUA